GGUCUAAAUAAAUGUAAAGGGUUCGGAACAACAUGCCUUGGGCCUGAUCCGAGUAAGGGAAUGGAUAUAACGCUUCCCCCAGUGGAUACACCUUGCGAAGGCUGCCACGCCGCCGCCCAUCAACCCAACCCCGAGGCCAGAUUGGACGAGAACGAUCCGUACAGAAAGGAGGCCCGGGAGAGAGUUGCGGCAAGGGAGCAGAGGGAAAAGGCGUUUAGGGCAGAACAAGAGGAGAAGGAAAAAGAAAAGGCAAAAGAGGAGGAAGAAAAGGCAAAGAAGAAAGGAAAGGCACAGGAGAGAGUUGCGGCAAGGGAGCAGAGGGAAAAGGCCUAUAGGGAACAACAAGAGCAGGAAAGAAAGGCAAAGGAGGAGGAAGAACAUGCUGAAGUAAAGAGACAGCAGGAAAAGAAGAGAAAGGCCGCAAAUGACGCCGACCUCACGGUGAUCCCCGCAAGGAAGAAGUCGAUGACUGGGAAGACGCUACGAGAGAAAACCCUCAUAAGGAAUCAGGAGAAGAAAGAAAAAGAAAUGAAAGGGAAGAACAAGAAGGAGGAUGACGACGAGGACGACGACGACGAUGCUAGCAACAUUUAUGACGCUUGAGAGAACCAACGAAUUUCGGCAACCUAAGGUACCCUAGGUGAACUCAACGACUCAAAAGCGCAUAUAUUACCUGCGCUUUUGUCGUCUUACAUGCCGA
This is a messenger RNA of Neurospora tetraspora, 700 nucleotides long. RefSeq lists its product as uncharacterized. The transcript has a single exon. Bases 61 to 603 code for a protein of 180 amino acids. The record is from RefSeq and is a predicted model, not a curated record. Lineage: Eukaryota; Fungi; Ascomycota; Sordariomycetes; Sordariales; Sordariaceae.